Zingiber officinale is the source of this 2408-nucleotide messenger RNA. Its product is annotated as sphingosine kinase 2-like. The coding region runs from base 765 to 2267 and encodes 500 amino acids. The record is from RefSeq and is a predicted model, not a curated record. The transcript has 10 exons. Gene Ontology annotation, cellular component: cytoplasm; membrane; intracellular membrane-bounded organelle. Gene Ontology annotation, biological process: sphingosine biosynthetic process. NCBI's taxonomy places the organism in Eukaryota, Viridiplantae, Streptophyta, Magnoliopsida, Zingiberales, Zingiberaceae. Gene Ontology annotation, molecular function: kinase activity.
GCCUCUAUUGCCUGCCUUAUUCCGGCACCAUCGACAUCCUUCCGCCGCACGCCAACUCCUCUCCUCCCUCAUCGUCCAUCUCCCACCCUGACACUUUCUCCCUUUCGUCCCUCCUGCCGUCAGCGAAGGGCGAGGUUGAUUCCAAAUCGGAGACGGAGGCCGUUGAUUGGAGGAGUUCGCCGUCGCCGCCUCCACCUCCACCUCCACCUCCACCGGAGGUAGCAGGAGACCACCCCGGUCCGAGUUGGUAUGUGGCCGGUGCUGUCACAAUGAGAUCGUAGGGUCGAUCAUCGGGACUGCUGAGGAAUAAAUCUCUUAUAUUCUCGUAUGAACAAGCGACUGAACUAGGGGGUGGCCGUUGCAUAAGGCUGCAAGUCGCCUUUUCCGCUGUUUCAUAUAGAGGGGGACGAUCCCUGGCCGGAAUCGCAGAAAAGACCUGAAGCGGAGCCGGUGACGAACGAGGAAGACCGGAGCAAAAUAGAAGCGGUGAAUUGGGGUUCCUCUAUGAUUUUAUUAAAUUGAGGUGUCUUUGUGAAAACUUGAUCAAGCACCUCUUCUCCAUUAUCUACCGUCCAUUCGAACCCUUCGACGGAUGAUAUCGUUUAAAAUUUCCAUGCAUGACUUUGCCCCGGCCCCACUUCUUAUUGCACGGGGGUCUUUAUAAAUACGAGAGGCAGCGUUGUUCUUCGGCGCACCACUGACCUCGGCAUCGCGCUCCCCCUCACACCCGUCGCCGCCCAUACCGCGAGGAGGAAAUUACUGGGAUGGAGAAGGAUCUCGCCGCUCCUUCGCUGGCGGAGAAGGUGCGGAUCGAUGGGUCAGUGGCGGAGGCAACCCUAGCGCCCGACGGGGCGCUGCGCUGGAGCUCCGACAACGGCGGAAAGUGGUGCCUCACCUUCGAUUCCGAGGUUCUAGGGUUCGAAACGGAGGGUGCUCGGAUCACCAUCCGGGCAUUCGUGGAGGCGUCCAAGGGGACGGCUUCCUGUGGCUCUCAGGGGGGCCUCGGGAGGCGGGUGAGGAGGGAUUAUGUUCUCGAUAUGCCCACCGAAGAGGCGGCUUCCAUGUGGACGGAGAAGAUGAACGCUUAUCUCGAUUCUCUGGGACGGCCAAAGCGGUUGUUUAUUAUUUUAAAUCCAUAUGGAGGAAAGAAAGGUGCACUGAGAAUUUUCAAUACAGAGAUUAAGCCCCUUCUAGUGGAUGCUAAUGUCCUUUACACCAUGAAAGAAACUAAACAUCAGCUCCAUGCUCAAGAAAUUGCUAAGACCAUGGAUCUUCUAAAAUAUGACGGAAUUGUGUGUGUCAGUGGUGAUGGUGUACUCGUGGAGGUAGUUAAUGGUUUACUUCAAAGGGAAGACUGGGAUAGUGCCAUUCAAAUUCCUCUUGGGAUAAUUCCAGCAGGGACAGGAAAUGGUAUGGCAAAAUCACUUCUACAUUCUGUAGGCGAUUUAUACUCCGUUUCAAAUGCCACAUUUUCUGUUAUUAGAGGUUACAGACGUCCUCUUGAUGUGGUUUCUGUCGCACAAGGAAAGACUAAAUUUUUCUGUGUCUUGAUGCUUACUUGGGGCUUGGUAGCUGAUAUUGAUAUUGAAUCGGAAAAGUACAGGUGGAUGGGAAGUGCUCGCUUGGACUUUUAUUCUCUCUUACGCAUAUUGAAACUGCGAAAGUAUCACGGGCAUAUUCAGUUUGUGCCAGCACCUGGAUACGAAACAUACGGAGAACCAAUAACGCAAAGCUUUUGCAGCAGUGGCACUGAAUUUUGCAAAGAUGACCAGGGAGAUACAGUAACUGCCAGCUCGUGUGGCUACCAAGGCCUAGCAAUGGGCGCCUAUGGAUGUGAAUGGAGAUGUAUGAAUGGUCCUUUCAUUGCUGUUUCGAUCAACAAUGUACCAUGGGCAGCUGAAGAUGUGAUGCCAGCACCAAAUGCCAAGUUCUCUGAUGGCUACUUGGAUGCCAUAAUCAUCAGAGAUUGUCCAAAGUCAGUCCUCUUGUCGCUGAUGCUACAGAUGAGCGAUGGAAGUUACUGCAAGUCGCCAUAUGUCACGUACUUCAAGGUCAAGGGAUUUCGGUUAGAACCAGGAAACAGAGUAGGCAAUCCCUCAAAGGGUGGCAUUGUCGACUCGGAUGGAGAGGUUAUUGCAAGGGGAGACUACUCUGAUUGCAAUAGUGGUAAACAGGAGAAAGAGCAUAAUAAUCUGAUGGCUUAUGGCCCUCCCAUCGAAAUGGCAGUGGAUAAGGGCUUGGCCACCAUCUUCUCACCCAGAUGCUGACGAUCCAUCUUGCAUUCAUUUUGGUCAACUCUUUAUUCUCGGCCAAAAAGGAAGAAAAGAAAACAUGCACAAUCGUUGUAUGAUAACUGUAAAUCAUUGUCUAUUCUCACAGUUGAUUAAUGAGCAAAUAUAAAUUUCUAA